Triplophysa rosa is the source of this 2480-nucleotide messenger RNA. Its product is annotated as Transmembrane protein 179-like. The record is from RefSeq and is a predicted model, not a curated record. NCBI's taxonomy places the organism in Eukaryota, Metazoa, Chordata, Actinopteri, Cypriniformes, Nemacheilidae. The transcript is spliced from 4 exons. Bases 380 to 1123 code for a protein of 247 amino acids.
GGGCCACACCGUGUGGCAUGGCAGUGCUAUUUGACCCAGAAAACUCCUCAAACCUCACUCGAUUGACACAUUUCCACAUGUAUGUACAGUUGAUUUAAAUGAAUUUAAUGUAAUGUAAUACAUCAUUACGAUAUAUGUGACGAUGCGUACGUGCAAAUCGUGUGACAGUGCGUCACAGCAGUCUGAAAGCAGCGCUGAUCCUUGUAUAACGGCGUCCUGCAGCCGAAGGGGAGGAGUCCGACUUAACAAGACCCGCCGUGUUGUGUUGUUGUAAAAUUCAACGUUUUAUUUACGCUUUACAUUCCCAUGCGCACCACCGACUUUGACAAACAUACAGCUAAACACCACUAUUCGCAAACGGAAACUAAUUCUGAAGUAUAUGGAGCUGGAUCGGCGACUCUUGUUGGCUCACUGCGCCGCCCACACCCUCUCCGUUGUCGCCGGACUUUUGGUGGUCGUACCGCUCGCACUCAACGGAUCAGCUUUUAAGGGGAGGUGUGCGUUGUUUAGCCAAGGGUUCUGGCGGACUGAGAACCUCACGGUAGGCGAAGGGGAGUCUAGAGAAGUCAGUCACCUAGUGGUGCAACAAUGGGGUCCCCCGGCAGCCUGCCAGUUCGCCACAUUUGUGGGUGUGUUCACUGUGUUGUACGGCGCAGUUCAAGGCUGGAGGAGCCUGUUUUAUCUGCACCGCCGGCAUGACGACACGCUGUUCUCCGCCUUCCUCUCACUGCUGUUGAGUCUGUGUGUGCUCUUCCUCUCUGGAGGGGCCAGUGUCACUCUCACGCUUGGCCUUGUGUCCUGGUGCAACACGGUCACGGAUCACAACACUCGACCCUACAGUUGUGCCGAGUCACAGUCUGUUCCUCUUUAUCUGGAUGUCGAGACGUCCUCUUUCUACUACGAGCUCAAUUGUGCCCAGAUCUCUCUGUGGUUCGUAACAGCUCUUUGGUUGGCUCAAGCUAUCUUGUCCUUCCUGAGGCUCUACAAUUCUCACAGUCAGCAUAUCGGGCCAUGUCUACCUCGUGAGAAGGAACUUCUCCUGGGCCAAACUCACGUGGACUGCCCUCACCAUCAUCCGCAUCCACACUCGCACCCCUCACACACACCCAGUGUUUUUAUUUAGCCAUAUAGUGUUCACUGAAGUAUCUUUUCUAGAUGUGUCAUUUCUAUAAUCGGAUGGAAGGGGAAAGAUCAGUGUAAAAGGGAACUUCUAAUUUAAGACAAAUAGACAAUCGCCAUAUUUCUCAUGCAUGUCACACAAAGAAUAACCUCAUUUCAGUGUUUAGCUUAUAUGCACUUACUCUGAAAAGCUUAUCUUGUAGUUUGUAGUGCUUUUAUAAUUGUGACAUUAGUUCGUCAUAAACUCCUUGACUUAAAAGAGUUUACAUGAGGUCAUAGGAUUCCAAAAAUAUGAUACACAUUGCACUACUGCAUCUGCAAGAAUUUUCUAUGUUGUCGUAUAAUGUGAAUUUUAAAGCGGCUCUACCACACGCGGUUUCUGCCAAUCUCAUAUUAAUCUUGAAUACCUAUAGAGUAGGAUUGCUGGGAUGGCUCCAUAUAUCAGUUUCAAACGAUCUCCAAAUCCAGCGUUAUAUCCACCAUUUAUAUAACAUUCAUCACCCAAAUGCAGUGAACAAACAAACACCUUCAACUUCGCGAAUGUAUGCUCUCUCUCUCUCCUGCACACAAGUGAAAGUGACGUCUGCGCAUGCUCCUUCUCCUGCUCUCCUUGCUGCCGCGUGGGAGUGCCGCGUGCUUUUCCGGGAGAAUUGUCCAAUAAGGGACUAAGAAAAAUUGUUACGAAACAGUUUUAUGUGUUCGGAAAAACCUUUUCGAAACCUGUACGAUCGCUGGGGGAGUGUAUCGAGCACAGAAAUACUACGUAAUACGCCCAACUCGUUUUGUGACAAGUUGACCAUGUUAAGCAUGAGAAGACAGCACGUUUAACAGUGUAAAGAAGUCAGAAUGUAUGACACACCGCUGCACCACCCCUUUAAGUAAAUGGGAAGGAAAGGCUGUUGCACGUGCUCAAGCCAGACCCAUGCUUGUUUUGUACCGUGAAUGCAUACAAAAUACUGUAACUUUCUGCAGUCAUUCUCUUUCUUACCCUAUGAAGGUUUUUAUAUGAAGCUGUUUGUGUUGAUGCAACCUCCUUGUAAAACAUUCACAUUUGUUGGCUAUAGCACUGUUUGUGUAUGUGAAGAAACAGACAAGGAAAGCUGGAAAAACAUUGUGGAAUGUUAAGAAUGGUGCUCAUCCCUUUUGAACCCUGAACCUUUGACCUGGAGGAUUGUUGUGAAAUACAAACAGCUGAUUGAAAAACAGAGAAAUGAUAAGAGAUGUUCAUUUAGGGUUUGAAAAUAUGAUUAUUGCUACUGCUGUUGUUUUAUAUUGCUGUUUGUAUGUAUUAUGUGCUAUUUAUACGCUUUCAUUAAAGGUAAUCAAACAUGUCUUGCUAUUAAUCAAACUGGUUUUUAGAU